Fusarium pseudograminearum CS3096 is the source of this 1857-nucleotide messenger RNA. RefSeq lists its product as uncharacterized. The transcript has 3 exons. Gene Ontology annotation, cellular component: lipid droplet. The record is from RefSeq and is a predicted model, not a curated record. Bases 1 to 1857 code for a protein of 618 amino acids. NCBI's taxonomy places the organism in Eukaryota, Fungi, Ascomycota, Sordariomycetes, Hypocreales, Nectriaceae.
AUGGCUACCUCUCGCCGAGGACAACCCUCGCUUUCUGUCCGCAUGCCUUCCAACCAACCCACCGACCGUCCUCCCAUCGACGCCCUCUUCCUCAUCCACUUCGACGUCAAGGCCGGAUAUACAAUUCUUUGGAAACAAAAUGCCCCAGGCAUUGACCUCGAGGGUCUCGUCGAGUACAAGUCCCUUCCUUCUGGGCUACACACCGUCUCCGAAGACCUCAUCUACUUCGUCCACGACAGCGUCCAUGCAGGACUUAGUGCUUUUGUCAACAUACCCUGCGAUGAGGAGGAGGCACGAAAUGCUAGGAUGUUUGCCGUUGGAGUCUUGGUUCCUCUGAGCUAUGGUCGUUUGGGUCGUGCUUGGAGACAUGCUGAAGGACUGAAGGAAAUGGCUGCAAAACUAGCAGGAGAUCGCAAGAACACGAGUAUACUCGAUGAAUAUUGGGUUACCAACCGCGAAAAGGCUGGCAAUGGCAAUCGCCGCCUCUCAGGAGAGACGCCGGUGAGCUCUCCGUCUCUGACUUCACAGCCAUUCCACCGCAAGGCCCAUAACCGCAACCGAUCAGCUUCUGACGGCGCCGCUCUAAUACCACCUGGAAAUAAACUCUCGCCAUAUCAUCCCGCUUGGAGUUUGACCAGUCUCCUGGACAAAUUCGGUCCUCUUAUCUUUCCCAUACAUCGCGCUGCGUUACUACGCAAACGCAUCUUAAUAUCGUGCCAUGCUCCGGUUCAUGAGGUUUGCAAUUUCGUAUAUAACCUGUCUGUCCUCUCCAACAUCCCCCUUUCUGUAAUCGAUAUACUGCCUGGCUCAACUUCAACGCAACGUCUGAGACCACUCUUCUCCAUUGGUGUUCAUGACAUCCCCUUUCUCAUGGAUGACUUUGAAGCAUCCAAGAAAAAACAGAGUGAUGAUGAUGUGAUAGAUGACGAAUCAGGUUCCGGCUGGAUUGCAUGUACUACUGACAGUAUCCUGGCCAUGAAGGACACUCUGUGGGACAUGCUCAUUACUCUGCCCCCUGACUACUCCUCCAAUGCCACAGAAAGGGUUUGGCCCCUGGUGGAAUGCCCCCGUGGACAACCGAUCAAGGCGACUCAGCGGGAUCUCCGACGUUUUACAUCUCUCAAGAAUGGCCUCGCUCGUCUUGAAGCCAUCACUCAAGCACCCAGUAUGGUUCCAGAAUCACCCGAAGAAGAGCGUUUUGCACGCAGGGUUUCUACCCACUCAAACCAUGUUGUUCGUGACCCACGAGAUGAUGCAGUAGAAAAGGUUGUCGAACCUCUUACAUGGGCAGCGUUCGCCUACAACGGUUACAUGUGGUGGGCCAGCGCCGGCGAACAAUUACGCUCUGAACAACAAGAGGAAGCGGCCCAUGAUUCAUCCCUGCUCGCUGAUUUCGGCCAUUCGUCCAUGACCAUGCCUCGACCCGGCUCGCGUUCCGAACAGUUGUCAGACUCGCUUAGCUCUUUGAACGCUACUCGCCGCACCAAUGAUGAUUCUGGCGAGGCCCGAUUCGAACUCGCCAUCAUCGCCUACUUCCACCGACUGACAACGCAAAUACUCUCCGUACUAGCUGAUCUAGCUGACAGCCAAGAUGAGCCCUACACUGACCAAGACGACGACGACGGCCUGUCACAAAUCUCUGACGACAGAACACCACUCCGUCCCUCGGACUCUGAUCCUGAACCGAACGACGCAGACGCCAUUCGUGUAGAUAGCCACGCUGUGGAGAGCAUGGGUCUCGAUGUCUGGAGUGACGCCGAUGCCCUCUUCAUCCGCGAACUAUCCAUCAAGUACUUUAGUCGAUCCGCUCGCAUAGAAGGCAAGGGCGUCGAAGUUUGCGGUGUGAGAGUUUGCUAA